Messenger RNA from Tribolium madens (black flour beetle), 5058 nucleotides. It is a transcript of the gene NSD, whose product is annotated as histone-lysine N-methyltransferase NSD3. Gene Ontology annotation, cellular component: nucleus; chromatin. Gene Ontology annotation, molecular function: protein binding; histone H3K36 methyltransferase activity. Gene Ontology annotation, biological process: regulation of DNA-templated transcription. Lineage: Eukaryota; Metazoa; Arthropoda; Insecta; Coleoptera; Tenebrionidae. Bases 187 to 4950 code for a protein of 1587 amino acids. The transcript is spliced from 9 exons. The record is from RefSeq and is a predicted model, not a curated record.
GAAAAAGCGGGAAAGUGCAAAAGAAGUUUGCACCAAACUUCAUGUCAUAAUAUCGCAAAAACUUUUUUCACUUCAAGCCAAAAACAAUUAUGUUGAUAAAGUUCCUAUUCCGUUCUAAGUAAAAAAUGAUGCUAAAUAAUAAUCAGUGUUCACUUCAAGUCAGUUAAAUGGCUGUUGGCUUGUGUGAUGGAUUCGCCUCAAGCCUGUCUGAGUUCUAGUCCCGAAAUAAUCAGUCCUGGAGGAAAGAGUCGCUAUGGUAGGACCCGACGCCCCAAAAUCUCGCGCGACUUCUGCAACAUCGACGACAUUAUCCUCGAUGAUAACCCCCCGGAAGUGAAGUCGCCUCUCAAGGCCCGCGACAUCGUGUUCGAGAUCAAAGACGAGUUUACGAAACUCGACGAUUUGGGGAUGAAAGUGGCGAAUAAUUUCAAGUCGCAUCGGGGCUUGGAUGGUUCGAUCAAAGAGCGCAAGUUUUUCAAAAGUGCUGUUGAGAGCAAGGUUGAAGUGCCGACCGUCGUGGACGUGAGCAAAGUGCUCAAGUUGAUCUCGAAGCCCGGUGUGGAGUACGAGGCGAAAGCCUCGCCGAAAAGCGCCCUGAAGACGUACUCAAACCGGAGGAAACACCUGGAGAGCGACUGCGUGAUUGAGAGCUUUGGUUUGCCGGACGAACCGAUCGUUCCAGUGAAGAGCCCCGCGUUUCAGCGCAACACUAACAUCGACGUGGACUUCGCGGGCGAAAAUGACGUGAAUUUGCCCAAUCCGUGGACGUUUGACGAGAUUUUCACCACCGAACCGAUCUCUAACGUGGGCGAGAUGAGUUGUGCCAGAGGCGGGGCCUCCAAAUUGCCCACGAACGGACUGUCUGAUGAGAACACCCCCAAGGGGGCUAAGAAGAGGUUGUUUGUUCAAAUAAAUAAAAUUUCACCUGUCUCGAAGAGAACCAAAGUUGGGAGUAGCCCCCCUAAGAGGGUUUUAAGGUCGAAUGCGGAGGCAAAUUUGCUUCAGAUUGUGAAUAUCAAGUCGCCCGGAAAUGAAACAAAUGAUAGUGUGGGGGAGACAGAACUGUCAAAAGUAGGCCAAGAACUUGAUGAACACACUCAGGAGUUGCCAAAUAUAAGUCAAAAAUCCUUAAGGUCAAGUACACUAAAAAAUAAGUCACAUGAGAAAAGUAAAACAAAAAAAGUCAUAAAUCCGGUCAAAGUAGCGAAAGAAAUUUCAGACGAAAAAAAACAACAGGAAGUUGAGAUAGAAAACGAGACGAAGGAGGAGGAAUUUAAAGUUGUUGUCAAAGAAGAAGUCAUCGAAUUUGAAGUUGGAGAUUUAACUUGGGCGAAAAUUGGUAAUUUUCCCUAUUGGCCUUGCAUGAUUGCACAAGAACCGACAACUGGAUCCCAUAAGAAAUUCGUUGUGAAUCGGGUCCAUCCUCUUUAUCACGUGAGAUUUUUGGGCGAUAACGGUCGAAGGUCAUGGGUGCAUGGCCAAAACGUAAUGCUUUUCUACGACAAGGACGACCUUGAACGACUUUCAAAAAAGCUCAAGGACGAGGGAAAAUUUAAAUCGUCUUAUAUCAAAGAGUGUUGCUUUAUAAAGCCGACCCAGAUGGCCAAAUGGCAACAAGGCGUCUCCGAGGCCGAUUCUCUGAGAUAUAAAACAGUUGACGAACGUUUGAACUACUUUUUCGAAAUGUUCGAACGCGAACGCGAAAGGAAAAACAAACUGAAGCAAGAAAAGAAGAAAUUGUAUGAGGAUAGGAAACGAUUGCGGUUGUCGGGCGCUGAAAAUUUGGCGAAAAAAGUGAAAAUUGAAGAAAGUGUAAUCCCAGUUGAGGAAAUUAAAACGGAACCAGUUGAAACGUUAGAAAACGAGUUGCCUAAAGAAGAACCAGUAGAGAUCAUUUCAAAUCCCGAGAGUUUGAAACCGUUUUCAAAAAAGAAGAAGUAUUUGAAAAAGGAAGAAUUCUCGGAGGAGCAGCUCGAAGCCCGGAAGAAAUUGCGCCACCCGCAAGUCAGAGAGGAAAUCCCAGAACCGCUGAAAAAAUUCAAUCGAGUUUCGAUUGAAGAAAACGAAGAAACGAAAUCAAGGAAGAAGCCCCAAAACGGCGAAACUUCCGACACCGACUCGAAACUCAGCGAUAACAGCUCGAUGCCCCCCUCGAUGGAAUCCCAGGCGGCGUUGUUUCGGCGAAACAACAUUUUUCGGGGAAUCCCCAAGGAGAAGGUGUGUCAAAUUUGCGAAAAAAACGGCGAAGUUUUCAAAUGCAAGGGCCCUUGUAACGGUGUUUAUCACUACGAGUGUGCCAUGAAUCGUGUCGUGGAGCAAAAAGAGGAGAAAAGCACCGUUGAGAUAAUUUCAAUGGAGUCGAAACAACCCUUGCCCGAUUUGAGUACAUCCCCGAAUUACAAAGGAAUGUCAUUGGCUGAGAAAAUCGAUCUUCGGAUGAAAGAAAUAAUGAAAAAAUUCGACUACCAAUCGGUAUAUUGCGAAUCAACAGACUCAAGUAGCGAAGAGUAUGUUUUGGAGGAGGUUGUCAAACAGGUCACGCCCGAAAAAUCAAAAACCCAAUCGAAACUCUCCCUCACUGUCACUGCCACGCCCUCGAAGAAGGAAGUACCAAUCAUAAAACACGUCACUGCCGAUAAUAUCAGUUACAUUUGUGUUACCAACGAGGCACCGAAAGAGGCCGAAUCGGGGAAAGACAAUUUCACCCAUUUGAAAUGUGCAUGGUGUGUCACAGAUGAGGCACCUCAGUGUCUCGUUUGCAACAAGGAAGAGUCCGAAAUGGGGUCAAAGGUGCGUCAGAAGUGCUCCCUCCACCAAUGUGGUAGAUAUUAUCACCCCGAGUGCCUCAAAUUAUGGCCUCAGACUCAAUGGUCGCUUCUUAUCAAAUCGGACAGUUUCGUAUGUCCGCGUCACGUGUGCCAUACGUGCAUUUCCGAUGAUCCCCGAGCGGCGAAUUCGCGUUGCACGAGUGACAAAGUCGUGAAAUGCCUCAAAUGCCCCGCGACUUACCACUCGAGUAAUUACUGUGUGCCCGCAGGGACGGAAAUAUUGACAGCAUCGCAAAUAAUAUGCCCGAGGCAUUUCACCAAUAGCAAAAAACGUAACUACCAAUCAACGAUCAACGCAAAUUGGUGUUUCAUUUGUUCCAAAGGGGGCGACUUGAUUUGUUGCGAGACUUGCCCCACGAGUGUGCAUAGAGAGUGUCUCCCGGGGGAUUUGGACGAAGUUGAGACGUUUUUCUGCGAGGAUUGUCAAUCGGGCCGGUUGCCCCUCUACGAUGAGAUUGUUUGGGUGAAAUUGGGGUCGUUUAGGUGGUGGCCUGCGGUGAUUUUAUUCCCAAAUGAGGUUCCAGAUAACGUGAAAAAUAUCCCACAUAGUAAGGGGGAAUUCGUCGUGAAGUUUUACGGAACUUAUGAUCAUUAUUGGGUGGGGAGGGGGAGGACGUUCCUGUUUCAGGAAGGGGAUAGGGGGCAUUCGGGAUCGGUGAAAAAACGAGUCGAUAAUGCGUUUCUUAAGGCAAUCGGAGAGGCUGCGGCGGCACACGAGUUGAAAAAACAGUUUAAAGCGAGGAAAUUUGAGGAGAAGAAUAGUGGGAUGAAACCGCCCCCAUAUAUCAGGAUUAAGGUCAACAAACCCGUGGGAAAUGUGAGGUUGUUUGAUGGAAAUACGAGCAAUACGACCUCUUGUGAUUGUGAUCCGAACCAUCCACAUCCCUGUGGCCCGGAUAGCGACUGUUUAAAUAGGUUGCUUUUGACCGAGUGCAACCCUGACGUGUGUCCGGCCGGCGAGCGCUGCAACAACCAAUGUUUCGAGAAGCGCGAGUACCCCCCAUUGGUGCCCCACCGUACGCUUUUCCGCGGUUGGGGUCUCAAAACGCUCGCCCCCAUCCGAAAAGGUCAAUUCGUGAUUGAAUACGUUGGGGAAAUGAUCGACGAACAGGAGUACCAACGUCGCGUCCAAAAAAUGCACGAACAAAAAGAAGAAAACUACUAUUUCCUCACGAUUGACAAGGACAGAAUGUUGGAUGCUGGUCCGAAAGGCAACGUUGCCAGAUUUAUGAACCAUUCGUGUGACCCCAACUGUGAAACGCAGAAAUGGACGGUAAAUGGUGACACCCGUGUUGGAUUGUUUGCAAAAUGUGACAUUCCGGCCGGUACUGAACUCACUUUUAAUUAUAAUUUAGAGUGUAUUGGAAAAGAGAAGAAGAUCUGUCAUUGUGGGGCUCCCAAUUGUAGUGGCUACAUCGGGGUUAAAGUGAAAACGGAUAAUCCUCCGAGGAAAUCCACCAAACCCAAAAAGAAGAAAACACCACCGCCUGAAAUUGUCGAUAAUGACAAUCCCUGUUUUAUCUGCGGCAAACAGGGCGACGUUGCCGCUUGCAAUAACAAAAUCUGUACAAAGUAUUAUCAUUUAGCGUGUGUGGGCCUGGAGGCGUGGCCUGAGGGCGGGAAGUGGGUGUGUCAAUGGCACAAUUGUAACAUUUGUACCAAACGCACCAUCCGUUGUUGUGUCAAAUGUAUUAACUCGUAUUGUCCGUCUCACUCUGACGGUAACGUCCGCUACGACAAACUCCUAGGGUUCAUUUGUAGCGACCAUGACCCGUCGAAGGAAUCAAACGCGAUUGUGCCGAGUGACGUGCCUGCACCCGAUUCGUGUGUGACCGACGAGGGCGUGGUCACGUCAACAACUCCCGAUUUGCGUAUGAACGGCAUUACUUCCACACCAGUGAAGAAAAAUGACAGUUCGCACGACGAAAGUGUGGUGAGUUCGUCCGAAAAGAAACGGAAGAAGAAAGUUAAAAACACUGCCAAUUUUUUACACGAAAACGAAGUCAAAUUGAGUCAUUUCACUCCUGAGAAGUAUUUGAGGACGAGGAGUAGGAUUAAUGACCCUGAAAGGGACCUCCCGAUCCGAAAACGUACCAGACUUAGAUGUGGGAAUUCCUUGUAAAUUCUGAUAGAAAUUUGGGGUUUAAUCGCAUGCUUAAAUGGAUAAGGUUCUAUUUAUUCAGUGUUUCAUAAGGCGAUUAAUAAAUUUUUUAAUAUAAUAUAAUAUUGU